AUGAAGCUCGCAGUCGGAUUUUUAGCUGCCCUGGAAGUAGCGAAUGCCCAGUACAAGCCGAAAAAAUGGCACAGCAAGUGGAUCAAAAAGUCGGCGAAGAACCCGAUGAAAACCUUUGCUAGAAUGACAACUGCUGAAGAGCAAAGUCCGUGCGAAAAUGCGACGCUGACGUUUGUGGAGGAAAAUCCAAUUGACAAUGGAUUUUGGAACUGCCCAUCGAUGGAAGAAGCUCAGUCGGAGAUUUCGUGCUUUGGAAAAUGCAACGAAGGAUUCGAGGAAGAAUGGAAACGCGCACUGGUAAUCGUCCAAUGCAAGAAUCCACCCAACACCAAGAAUAAAGUCAAGGGCUCCCUCAUUUGCUCGCAGCCCUCAACUGCUGGCGAAAAAUGCACGACGGCAGAGAACGAUUUUAUCGCUCAAAAUCCGAUUGAAAACGGCCAUUUUGAAUGCGCAGAUGAUGCAGAAACUGGAGGGAGAAAAUGCGAAGCCACUUGUGACGAUUCUAGCGCUCAGUCAAGAUGGAAAUCUGGGUCUUUCAUCGUUCUUUGCGGCGAGAAGAUCAAAAUCAAGAGCAAACUCAAAGGAGAGCUCGCUUGCCAAGCCUCCAGCUCCGGCGAUCUAUGCAAAGCCGCCCUCGAAAAUGGCGAUUUUUCCAUCCCGUCCGGCUCACUCGACUUUACCCACGAAAAGAAAGGCACUUCGAACUACGAAGUGAAAUGCGACGACGGUCAAGUUAUGGGCACGGCGCAAUGCAAGGAUGGAAAGUUCUUUUCGAAAAAACUCGCGGAUUUUCCAGAUUCCUGUUCGUCCUCUUCCUUUUGUACGGAAGAAGUGGCGUACAAUAUCACAGAUAUUGGCGACGGGUACUGGCAGUGUAAGAAUAAACAGCCAAAUGAGCUGUAUUGUAAGGGCAAAUGCAAUCAGGACAAGCAGAAAAUCCGUUACGGGCUUCGCUGCACCGGCAAAGGCUGGGAAUUCGUCGACAAGCAAUUUCUCGGCGACCGAUGCGAAGGGGAAUCGACAACUGGCUCUCCUGGAACCACCGAUUUGCCUUCUCCGAUAACCUGUAGCGCGGAUGCGGCGCUUGAGGAGUAUCCUCUUGGCGACGGAAAGUGGAUUUGCAAGGAGCGUAAGAAGGGCUUGAUUUGCAAUGGACAGUGCGAUGAUAAAGGAAAGAAGAUUCGAUUCAACGUCGGUUGCUGGGAAGACAAAGGCUGGUCAAUCACUAAAGACCCCGACUUUUCAGAUGAUGUCUGCUCCUAUACCGAUCCCGAAACCACGACAAUCCUUCCAACAACAACCAAGUAUUCCGAAGGAACAACAACUAUAAUCACAACGUCAACAACAACAAGCCCUCCACCAAUGCCAUGCACAGAAAAAGUCGCCACUGAUCUCUUCGACAUUGGAUUCGGAUCUUGGCAUUGUCACGUGAAGGGCAAGGACAAAUUCAUGUGCAAGGGAAAAUGCGAAAACGACGACGAGGAAAUUCGGUACAAAAUCGCCUGUGACGAUUUAUCGGGUUGGCGAAUUUCGAAAAAUCAUCAAUUUUCUGAUGACAAAUGCUCUGAACCAAUCCCAACAACGACUGAAGAUCCUACAACAACUACCACUUCCACCACAACAUCCACUUCCACAACAACAACAACAACCACAACAACCACAUCCACCGAAGAAGUAACAACAGAGGCACCGACAACUUCAGGCGGACUAACAACAACGACGGCAACAACGACAUCUUACACGCUGUCAACAACAGGAUAUGACGUAGAUACAACAACGACUCCCCUGACAACGACGAAAUACGACUACACGACCUAUUCCGGCUCUACCACUGAAACAACCAGCACUACUGCCUCCACAACUUCUGGUGGAUCGACAACCACGAGCGCCUUGGCAACAACAGAGAGCACAACAUCUGCCGCAACUGGAACGUCUUCUACUCAACCAACACCAAAUCCGAACGUCCGGCGAUUCCGAGGAAGAAAUUUCGGAUACCACCGGCCGACUUAUUCCUACCGAUACCGCGGUUAUUGA
Molecule: messenger RNA, 2034 nt
Organism: Oikopleura dioica
Lineage: Eukaryota; Metazoa; Chordata; Appendicularia; Copelata; Oikopleuridae
Source: the annotation of a GenBank genome assembly